AUGAACUCCACCGAGUAUACAAGAACAAAAAAGGUUAGGGGGCAUACUAGGAAAAGCUGCCCAGAUUUGAAAAAGAAUGAUGGCAAGGAGAGUGAAAGACCCUCAGGUGGGCAGAAGCGAGCAGCACCCAAACAAUGGGGCAGACUGCACAAACGGGUUGCAGUUGAACCUUUGCCUGAUGAUAUGGGUAAGCAAAAGGAAAGAGGCAGGAAAGGACUCCCGAACAGUCAAUGUCAAUACUGCAAACACAGGGGACACAAACCAGAGUGUUGUCCAGCACUAAAAAUGAGAUUGGAAAAGAAGAAGGAAGCAACCAAGCAAGACAAGGUCAGGAAUAAGGAAAAAACAAGCAAUCAACGGAGGAGAUUCUGUAAGUUUGAAGCAGUUUCUGGAAAAUGA
Messenger RNA from Oldenlandia corymbosa var. corymbosa, 399 nucleotides. NCBI's taxonomy places the organism in Eukaryota, Viridiplantae, Streptophyta, Magnoliopsida, Gentianales, Rubiaceae. The record is from the annotation of a GenBank genome assembly.